Messenger RNA from Phragmites australis (common reed), 6078 nucleotides. Its product is annotated as disease resistance protein PIK6-NP-like. Bases 97 to 2925 code for a protein of 942 amino acids. The record is from RefSeq and is a predicted model, not a curated record. Gene Ontology annotation, molecular function: ADP binding. The transcript is spliced from 2 exons. Gene Ontology annotation, biological process: defense response to other organism. NCBI's taxonomy places the organism in Eukaryota, Viridiplantae, Streptophyta, Magnoliopsida, Poales, Poaceae.
GCCAAAGGAAAGCAACCUCCCGCUCCAUUGGUUCUUAACACACACACACGAGAGAGAGAGAGAGAGAGAGAGAGAGAGAGAGAGAGAGAGAGAGAGAUGGAAGCGACGGCCGUGAGUUUAGCGAGAUCCGUGCUGGACGGCGUCUUGAGCAGUGCCGGUUCCGCCGUCGCCGACGAGGUCGCGCGCCUCAUCGGGGUCCCGAAGGAGGUGGAGUUCAUCCGCAACGAGCUGGAGAUGAUGCAGUCCUUCCUCAAGGUGGCCUCCGCCCACCCCGAGGCCGCCGGGCGCACUGACACCGUCAGGACGUGGGUGAAGCAGGUGCGCGACCUCGCGUACGACGUCGAGGACUGCCUCCUCGACUUCGCGCUCUACGCGGCCAGGACGUCGUCGUCGCGGGCCGGCUCCUGGCUCCCGGGCGCCAUCGCCGAGCGCCACCGCAUCGCCGCGCGGAUCCGGGACCUCAAGGCCAGCGUCGAGGAGCUGAACCAGCGCAACCUGCGGUACCACAUCGCUGUCAACCCAGCCGGCGCAGAGGAGGCUCAGGCGUCGUUCAUGCUCCCCGACAACGACGUGGACUCAUCCGAGCUGGCGUUCCAGGAGUCUGACAUCAUCGGCCGGCGCGGCGAGAAGGCGGAGCUGACGACGAUGAUCUCCGGCCCCCGCGACGCGCUGCGCGUGGUGUCGGUGUGGGGGAUGGGCGGCAUGGGGAAGUCGUCGCUGGUGCGCAUGGUGCACAACGACCCGAAUCUCCUCGACGAGUUCGACUGCGACGCGUGGGUCACCGUGCCGCACCCGCUCGACAGCGCGGACGGGUUCAGGAAGCGGCUGAGGAAGGGGCUCGGCCUGGCGCGCGAUCAAGACAUCCGGGAGUACCUGCAGGAGAAGCGGUUCUUGGUCAUAGUGGAUGACCUGCUUAGCCAGGACGAGUGGGAGCAUAUUUGGCAGGUCGUCCUGUUCGACAACGGCAAGGGCAGCCGUAUCAUCGUGACGACGCGGCGACACGACGUCGCCCGGCACUGCGCGGGGAAUGGCCAUGUCUACGAGCUGAAGCCACUGGGGGACGUGGAGUCCAAGAAUCUCCUGUGUCAGAAGGUCUACAAAACAUCUAAUUAUACUUUGCCGGAGGACAUGGCAGAGCAAGCCAAUUGUAUCUUAAGGAGAUGCCGGGGGCUUCCCCUUGCCAUAUCUACAAUAGGAGGUCUCCUAGCCAACAGGCCUAAAACAAGCAGAGAAUGGAGGAAGCUGCACGAACACCUUGGGGCAGAGCUGGGGUCUGACCUCCACAACAUCACAAGGGUGAUUGUCUCAAGUUAUGACGGCUUGCCGUAUCACCUGAAAUCGAUCUUCUUGUACCUCAGCAUCUUCCCCGAGAACCAUGAGAUCAGACGCACCCGCUUGUUGAGGCGGUGGAUGGCAGAAGGCUACAUAGCAAAGAAUCGUGACAUGCCCGUGGAGGAUGUAGGAGACCGUUUCUACAGCGAGCUAAUUCACAGAAGCAUGAUUCAACCUUCCAAGGACAACCCUGGAGUAAGAGCUGAUCGAUGCCGGGUUCAUAGCAUGGUGCUACAGAUCAUCCUUUCCAAGUCAAUUGAGGAGAACCAACUAUUCCUCGUCGACAAGCACUCCAAUGAGGUUCCACAAAGUAAGAUACGGCACCUAGUAGUAUCCAGAUGGAAGAGGAGGGAUGAGAAGCUGCAAAACAUAAACUUGUCAUGUAUCCGUUCAUUGACAAUCUUCGGGGAGUACCCUGCCUCUCUCAUCUCUCCAAAAAUGCAUCUGUUGCGAGUGCUGGACCUGGAGGACACGAUCAAUCUGAAGAAUGAUGACCUCAAGCACAUAGGGGAGCUGUACCACCUAAGGUAUCUGUGCCUGCGAGGAACAGAUAUUUCUAAACUUCCGUCUUCUUUGCAGAACCUUCGAUAUCUGGAGACAUUAGACAUCCAAGACACACAUGUGACACAACUCCCUGAUGGCACCGCCAAACUUGAGAAGCUACAAUAUCUUCUUGCCGGCGUCAACUUCACAAAAGAUUUGCUGCAGAAGAUGGCACAGUCGGGGAUUGACAACCACAAGGCCAACCUUUUCAGAAACAUGGCAGCCUGUUUAUGUUGCAGUUGUAGCGAGUGUUGCAUGGUUUCUAGCAUGGAUCAGUUCAGCGUAAGGGCUCCCCAAGGAAUCGAGAAGUUAAGGAACUUGCACAUGUUGGGUGUGGUCAAUGUUGGCCAGGGCAAUGGAGUGGUAGGGAGGCUCAAGCAGCUGACAAACUUGACAAACUUGCGAAGGUUAGGGGUCACAGGACUCACCGAGGAAGAAGGGCAGGAGCUAUGCAAGUCGAUUGGCGAGCUCCGUCGAUUGCAAAGGCUGGAAGUGCGUUCUUAUUCACUUAAAUUCCUUGCCAAAAUGGAUAAACCAGCAAUACCAAGACAUCUAGAUUCAUUGAGGCUGUGUGGUGAUCUCGGCGAGCUGCCUAAAUGGAUUAGUUCACUCAACGAUCUAGUUAAGGUAAAGCUGCUAGGGACACAACUGAAGCAGACAAACAUUGUGCACCUUGAGAACCUGCGCAACCUAGCUUUGUUAGGUCUUUGGGAGAACUCCUACAUAGAGGAGUCGUUGCAUUUCAGCACUGAUACAUUCCCAAAGCUCAAGUUCCUUGACAUUGACGGGCUAGCAAAUAUUAAAACAGUGACAAUAGAGGAAGGCUCAAUGCCUGAGCUUGAGCAACUUUGGGUGAACAAGUGCCCAUCACUAAACGACGACGAUUUUGGCUUGUCUGGAGUGCCAUUCCUGAUGGACCUGAAUGAGCUUGUUCUGAAGAAAUGUGGCGAGAAAAAGAAGCUGAUUGACAUAUUGCAAGGACAAGUUAAUAGACACAUUAGACGCCCUAAAUUCCGAAUUGGCAAGUCAUAUCUACUUUCUAGCAACUAGUCCAAAGCUAUCCACCAGCAUGACAACUAAGCAGUGAAAAUAGAGGUUGGAGGGUUGUUUUAUGAUGCAUAUUUUCACAAUGAUAUGUCUUCUUUUUUUGUUUAGCAUGAUCACAAAUGUACCGCAUCCAUACAACAUUGGCUUUCAUUGCCUUCAAAUUUCAAUUAUUGAAUAGAGUUGUAAUUGAGAUGAUAUUUUAAUAACAGCAUAACAUACUAGCUGCAAAUCUUAACUGGAUUCAUGCAGUCGUGUUCACAUGAAACAGAAGCACGAGGGACAACAAUGAAGCUAAUACUUACAUACGUUACAUUGCAGAUACAUUUUUCAUUGACAACUGUACACAUAAAGUGAACAUUUCUACUAUUUAUUAAGUUACAAUUCUCUAGCCACAAUGAGGCUAUUGGUUCUAGUCUUCACUUAUCAACCGGCUUACCUUUCUCCGUCAGCUUGGCCACAGCUUCCUUCGUGGCAUCUUUCCUCUUCUUGCUGGCAAGGUCUUUAGCCUACUCACCGCCAACGUUCCGGACUUUCUUCUUCUCUGUCGGCCUUAGUGGUGCAGGGUCUCUUUGGAGCAGCAGAAGCAAUGUCAGGACCUAGCAUUGCACCAGCACCAGCAGCAACCAAGCCACAUAGAAAUGCCCUAUAACAAUAAUUUAUUAAGUUAAGAUUCCUUAUUUAACAUUGGAAGAUAAGGUGAUUUUUUAUUUGCCAUUGGAAGAUAAGGUAAUAUAUUAUUUGUCAUUCUACGAAAUAAACCUAUUUAUUUUUCACUACUUCUAAUUUUCAUUCAUUUCUCACCACUACCAUCCAUUUAACCCAUAGAAAAGAUAUAUUUACCAAUGGGAGGAGGACGACGGCCUCGGGUGUGACCGCUAAAAGCUAAUCAAAGUUUAGGACUCUUUAAAAACUGAAAUUAGAAUGUGAUGUACUAAAUAGUUGUAAACCAUUUCUUUAUACUUCUAUAAUGUUUUUGAAUGCUAAAUUUGGAUUAAUAGAUAAGUAGAUACGAAUUUCUGAAGUCGUGUUGUUUGCAAAUCAUUAGGGAAGCUCCAUGAUUAUAUUGUGACUAUGAUUAGGUAUAGCAAAAGCUAAAAUUAAUUUUAUGAUGAAUACAAAAGAUGUAAAUAAUUUUAGUGUGCUUAUAUUGUAGAAAAAUAGAUAUAAAAAUAACAAGGUAAUUGGAUGAUAGUGGAUGUAUUAGUGACGUGGAUGUUUUUUUAAUACGAUUUAGUUUAAUAUUACAAUACUUUUUAACUAGAAAAUGUGGUAUAUUAAGUACAAUUUCUGUAUAUAAGUUGUGACAAAUGGUUAUACUUCUUGGUUGCAAGUUUUAUAUUUUUGUACCAUAUGGAUAACAAGUCGUUUAAAGUGUGUGGCGGAAAAACAAUGCGUUUAACAUGUGUGCAUGAGGCUGCCAUCCUCCUCUCUAAGAGCAAAUGUGUGUUUUAUAUAAGUCAAAUGGACGAUAGUGGUAAGGAAUGAAUGAAAAAUAAAAACAAUGGUAAAUAAGGGAAUUCAUUUUGUGGGAUAAUAAAUAGAGAACUACCUUAUCUUCUAAUGAUAAAUAAGAAUUCUUCUCAUUUAUUAAAGCUAUAACAAAUAAAAACACAUUUAGAAGAGAAAUUAACUGAAUAUAAAGGUUCCUCAUAGGCCACCUGGUGUCGCAUUUGGAUCCCAGAGAAAAAUUGCUACUAUUUUUUAUAUUGAGUUACAUGUACCGACCAAUUCAUUUAAAAGCUAAAGCUAAUAGGAAAAGGUAGAUAAUUCACUUAUACUUGAACACGCUCCCUUAUGUGAAGGCACCCUUAGGUCUCAAACUUGGAAAUAUGAGUUAGUUGUAAUUUUUCCUAUUUAAUUACGUCUGUCAGCACUUUAACUCGAGACAUAUGACUCUAAUACCAUAUUGUGUUAUAUGGACCGAUUAAUUCAUCUAAAAAUCUAAGUUGAUAAGAAAAAAAUAAACAAUUCAUUUAUACUAUAACACUUCAAAGUAGACGAUUUUAGAGCACUACAGAACUAUGUUUGUGUUUGGUGUCGUGGAUAGGGGGCAUGAGCAGCUACUUCUGUACAGCAUUACACCUGCGCUCCAGCUCAAUGUCACAGUAAGCAAUGCAGCACCAUUCUAGAGGAAAAAAAUUCAAAAUUAGAUAACAUACGUAAGUGUAUUUAUCAAAAUAAAUAACAUAUUAUCGUAUUUAUAAUUUUAGUAUUCGUAUUCGACACAUCAUUUACCGAAAAUAGAAUUUUGGUACACCGUACGUCGAAAAACUACAGACCCGGUUAUGCCGAAUAUGAGCUAUGCAUGUCAUCGGAGACUGCACAGUAGCAAAGGCCAUAUUUGGCAUACGGUGUGCCGAAUAUGGUUUUUCGGUGUACGGUGUACGGAAAAUCUAUUUUCGGUAAAUGAUGCGCCGAAUACGGAUGCUAAAUUUGUAAAUACGAUAAUAUAUUAUCUAUCUCAGUAAAUACGCUCAUAUAUAUUAUCUAAUUUUGGAUUUUUGCCUUGUGGUGAGGUUGUUCUUCUACAAGCAACUGAAAGUUAUUAAUUUUCUGACAAAUCAUUUCCUGGCCAAUCUCUUUUGCUUUGCAUAGAGAUUCCAAAGGAAAAACAAUAAUGUUUUUUUAAUCUUACCUGUUGGUUUUGUUUGCUCUGGGCUGCAUCAUGCAUGUUUUUUUUUUAGCCUCUUGACUGCAUAUAAAUGGAGGAAGUGGCAACGAGAAUAAUGCAGUGGAUAUGGCAGGUCAGGUACAUCUAUCUGCCUGCUUAUAAACCUCAUGGUGAGUAUAUAUCUGUUUUUCUGUGAAAUUAGAAAAACAUGAUUACGCUAAUGAUAUAUGUUUUCUGAAGCAUUAAUUUUGUUGCAAUUCCAACCCAUGAAGACACCAGUGGCACCGCGAGGUUGGUCCCCAACAAAAUGCUGAUCUACCUUCUUGAGGAAAUCAAAGACCACUAGGCACGACGCGCUGUUUGCAUUGGACACAGUGACAGGACUUCAGCAACUUGUGUACUAAUAUAUAUUAGUCUGACUUUCAAUCAGAAUCAUGUGAUCUUCGUCCUCAAACUCUCAAACUAAAGCAAAACACUCAUUUGACCAAAACUGUUGAGGCGGGCUUCUAUUAGGCUAUUCCUAGUGUAGAGUAUCAUAUACAUAA